Messenger RNA from Trichomonas vaginalis G3, 882 nucleotides. RefSeq lists its product as uncharacterized. Lineage: Eukaryota; Parabasalia; Trichomonadida; Trichomonadidae. Bases 1 to 882 code for a protein of 293 amino acids. The record is from RefSeq and is a predicted model, not a curated record. The transcript has a single exon.
AUGGAACGAGAUUUAGCGAAAUGUCAGCUUCAAACAUACGCAUUAUUCAGACAAUUUCCAUAUUCAGGCAGGAAAACAAACGAAGAUCGUCAUAAUGUUCAUUCUCUUGUUAAAAAAAUGAUUUGGAAAGAGCAAAUCGAUCAGAUUGGACAAAAAUCUAAAGAUAGUUGGAUUUCAGACGAAUACACUGAAUCCAAUGAAAGUAAAAUACAAUUAUCUAAUGAUAAUCCUUCGGAAUCAAACCACAUUAAUACAAAAUAUAAUUAUGAUGACUAUCCAGAUAUAAUAUGCGAGCUUCGGAAUACACUGGCCUAUAAAGGGAAGUGCAUAUGUACUUCUGGUCAUCCAUAUGGCGAUCCUUACACAACUGGUUGUUGGGGUUGUUCUAAUCCUUGCGCAAGUGGCGCAACUUGCAUCUCCGAAGACUUAUGCAGAUGCCCAAAUUUCUAUGUAGGUGAUGGGAUUCGUAAUUGUACGCUCCAUAUCCCCGUAGUUCGAAUGGCUAGAGGAAGAAUUCCAGAAAGUACAGCCGAGGUUAUAAUUGAUGAAGUUCCAUGGCGUAUUCCAAGUAACUUGUACUGCAAGAUAGGAUAUGACGUUACUCCUGGUGUUCUUAUCACAAAAAAUAAAAUUGAAUGCAAAUCUGUUGCGCCAAUCAAUUCCAGAUAUCUAGUAUCCGUAAGCUGGGACAGAGUUGCAUGGUCAUCAGGAGAAAUAUACUUAGAAUAUGAAAAUAUCCCAUGGGUUUUCACAUUAACUCAGUUUUGCCUCUUCCUUGUUUUAUGUUUUCUUUCAACAUGUGUGUUGUUUAGAUAUUAUAAGAAAUUUCGGAAAGUUUAUGAAACAGAAGCCGAUUUAUUUGAUUUGGCUAUGGAAAUAUAG